Messenger RNA from Micromonas pusilla CCMP1545, 2850 nucleotides. RefSeq lists its product as uncharacterized. Gene Ontology annotation, biological process: deadenylation-independent decapping of nuclear-transcribed mRNA. Bases 1 to 2739 code for a protein of 912 amino acids. The record is from RefSeq and is a predicted model, not a curated record. Gene Ontology annotation, cellular component: P-body. Gene Ontology annotation, molecular function: protein binding. NCBI's taxonomy places the organism in Eukaryota, Viridiplantae, Chlorophyta, Mamiellophyceae, Mamiellales, Mamiellaceae. The transcript has 4 exons.
AUGGCGAAUACCGCGGACUCACCCGCCGCGAGAGCGUUGCAGGCGGCCGCCGCCGCCGGCGCUUCGCUCGCCUCGGUCGUCGCGCCGAAAGGCCGGGACCUGACCCCGGGCGUGGACGCGACGUACGACAUCGAGUCCCGCGUCGAAGGCGAGGAGCAGCCGCAGCUCGAGGUCUCCCCGAUCACGGUCUACGCGACCGAGUACGCGGAACGGCAAUUCUCGCAGAUCGCCGUGAACGCUCGAUACAUCUGCUACGGCCUUCGCGCCGGGCAGGUCCGCGUCCUUCACAAAGACACCGCGUCGCGCGCGCUCCUCCGCGGGCACACCGCGCAGAUCGCGGACAUGAAGUUCGCGCCGAGCGCGAAGGACGACAUCCUCGCGUCGUUCGGCGUCGACGGCUGCCUCUUCGUCAAGCGCGUCGUCGCGGGCGACGGCGGCGACGCCGUCGACGAGAAAGCGCUGCUCCAGAUCACCGUCUCGCCGCCGCCCGCGGACGUCUCCUCGCUCGUCCCUCGCGUCGCGUGGCUCUCCAAGUCCGAGCUUGUCGGCGCGAUCGGCGACGCGAUCUUCGUCGCGACCGUGGACGUCUCCAAGAACGCCGCCGCGAGGGCGCUCACGGUGGAUGUCUCUUUGCUCGGCGAACCGUGCGACGGCGUCCACGUCAUCGCCGCCGCGACCGGGAAGCCCUCCGUGACGGACCUCUCCGUGUCGCUCUCGGGAGACGGGCGGCUCGCGGUCGGGUACGCGGACGGCACCGUGCGCGUGUGGUCCCCACGAUCGGGGGAAACGGACGAGUACAAGCCGUCGCCGUUCUUCGUGGACCAGGCGCGUUCUAGUAUCACACUGACGUUUUCUCCGUGCGACGACGCCGUCGCGUCGGUGAAUUGGGUCGGCGCCGGCGCGGUGGUCGUCGGGAGCGCGCAGAACGCGUCCAUCGCGCUGUGGACGCUGGGCGACGGCGACAUGAACGGCGCGGAGGCGACGCAGACGCUGUCGUUCGCGCCCGAGGACGACGUCUACAACUUCACGUGCGCGGCCUACCCCGCGGCGCGUCUGGUGCUCCUCGCGAACCUUCGGAAGCAAUCCGUGUACGCGGUUCACCUCGCGAAGGACGGCGCCGGGUUCGAUUACGUCUCCGAGUUUUCCGUCACGAUGCCGGUGCUGUCGUUCACGGCGCUCCGCGAGGACGACGACGAGCUGUCGCUGCAGCUGUAUUGCAUGCAGACGCAGGCGAUUCAGCAGUACGCGUUGCAUCUCGAUCGGUGCCGCCCCGAGGGAAGCGCGGGCGGCGAGGCGGCGGACGAAGCCGAGAUCGCCGCCGCCGCGGGCGACAGCGAGAGCGAGAGCGAGAGCGAGGAGGAGAGCGAGGAGGACGAAGCCGGGGACGACGACGCGACGGUCGCGAUCCCGGCCGCCGCGGCCGCCGCCGCCGCCGCGAGCGGAGGCGGAUCCCCCGGGACGCCGAAGCCGAGCACGCCGACACCCGGGAAGUUGCUCACCCCGGGUGAGCUCAUGUCCAUGGCCGCGGGGGGAAGCGCGCCGAAGAACGGCGGGAGCGCGUCCCCGGUCGCAGCCGAGCCGGAACCCCCGGUUGCGGCGCUGCCGAAAGCGAAACCGAAGAAGCAGGGAAAUGCCCCCCCGCCGCCGCCGCCGGGGGGCGCGAGGCAUCCGCCGCCGCCGCCGCCGCCGCACGGGACCCCGCACCCCGGCGACAUCGCGGCCGCGAUCAACGGCCUCCGCGCGCAGCUCCUCGCGGACGUCGUCGGGCUCGUCAACGCGCAGCGCGAAGACCGCGAAGCCGCGGAGCGCGAGCGUCAGAAGGAGCUCCUCAUCGCCGUCUCUGCGGCGAUCACGCGCGACCUCCCCGUGCAGAUCGAGAAGCUCCUUCGUAAGGAGCUCAAGUCGUUAGCCCCCGCGGUGGCGUCGGAGAUCGCGGCGAAGACGAAGCAGGGCGGCGGGAACGGUGCGAGCGAGGCGAAGGCGAUCAAAGACGCCGUCGCGCCGGCGUUGCAGCAGGCGAUGGAGAACGUCGUCGUCCCCAAGUUUGAACGCGCGUGCGGGGAGAUGUUUGAACAAGUGCGGUCCACGUUUGAGCGCGGGAUGGACGACAUCGCGACGGAGCUGUACACGCAGAAAGAGAACGCGAUCGCCGCGGAGGUUGGCCCACUCGUGAGCUCCCUGCGCGCGGCGUCGAACGAAGUGCGAUCCGCGGCGGAGAUUUUGCUCACCGACGUCCCCGCGGCGGCGGGCGCGUCCUCCGCGCCGCCCGCGUCGGCGCAGCCGACGUCGCUCGCGGACCUCGAGUCGUCCAUGGACCCGACGAUCGAGCUCGGGAGAUUAGUCGACGAGGGGCAGCUCGAGGACGCGUUCACGAAAGCGUUGGGGUUAUCCUCCGUCGAGAUGGUGACGUGGGUGUGCGGCAAGGUGGAGCCCGCGCGAGAGGCGAUCUUCGGGCAGUCCCCGGCGCCGCUGUCGCAGGGCGUCUUGCUGUCGCUCAUGCAGCAGCUGUCGUGCGACCUGGACGAAGAGCCGACGCUGAAGCUCGCGUGGAUCCGCGACAGCUGCCUCGCGAUCGACCCCUCGGACGCCAUGCUGUCCGCGCACAUGCGACCCAUUCUCGAGAGCGUGUUCGGAGGGUUACACGAGGCGAGCCAAUCGCCGGCGACGCCCGCCGCGGUGAAGGGCGACUUGAGGUUAUGCGUGCACGUCGUGAACUCUUUGCUCACGGCGUGCAGGUGAAGCGAACGAAGGGGUUCGUCGCGACGCGACGUGACGAACGCUCGAGAGGGACUGGAGGCGUUUGAUUUAAGAAUCGAGUCGGUCUGUGAAAUGACAAACGUCUAAAACGUU